Molecule: messenger RNA, 1347 nt
Organism: Puccinia triticina
Lineage: Eukaryota; Fungi; Basidiomycota; Pucciniomycetes; Pucciniales; Pucciniaceae
Exons: 8
Coding region: 1-1347 (448 amino acids)
Biological process (GO): carbohydrate metabolic process
Source: RefSeq, a predicted model, not a curated record
AUGUCGAAACUGGUUCUUUUUCAAGCAGCCAUGCUGAUUAGCAGCGCAUUGUGCGUCCCAUCUUUGCCCGGAAAUUCUGGCAUCCAAUCACGUUCCAUAACUUCGGUUCUCUCUGAGAGGUCUGCCCCGGAUGAACGUCAGGUGCACACAAGUACAGCUUAUGCAUUCGAAAAAACUGCGAUAUUAGUGUACGAAGUUCUGAACCGCGUAGCAAGCCACAGUUGGGAAUGGGGCGCCCAAGCGCAGGUCAUCUUUGAGAGAGAUUACCCGGAUUAUAGCGUUUACUCCCAAACUCGUAAACUACCACUGUCUUCAGAAGAUGGGCCGCUGAAACCUCCUACAGGAUUGAUCAAUUUCCUCGAGCCGAUUCUUGCCAAACGCGAUCCUAAAACUAAGCCUAUUGUUGAUGGGGAUGGCGCAUCAGGUGACCCGGCAAGCCUAGGGGUUCCGGUGAUUGUUGCUGCUGCGACCAGCAACAAAGAAAGGGCCAAAUAUUUUCAAAAGCUGGCGGAUGACCAGCUAGAUUGGUUAAUGCAUCACGUCCCGACUAACGAAAAUGGUGCAAUAUCUCAAAGAAACAAAGAGCUGCAAUACUGGUCAGAUUAUAUGUACAUGGCUCCUCCAUUUCUUGCCUUUUACGGAGCUCAAACCUCCAACGCCACCCUACUGGAAAUCGCCUACAAUCAAGCCAAGCAAUACCGAACUAUUUUGCGGAAUGGCAAAAUUAAAGUAUGGGAACACAUCAAGGAUGGAAGCUUUGAAGAUCGAAAUUUUUGGUCUACUGGCAACGGGUGGGCAGCCGCUGGAAUGAUGAGACUCUAUUCCACCUUUCUCAAUUUGCGCGACCCGAAGCUCAGAGAACUUACAGAGCUGUGGAGACAGGAUUUGGCUAAAUGGGUCGCUGAAAUCGUCAAAGGUGCCUAUGCAUAUCAAGACAAAGAGACACUUCUGUUGCCCAACUACCUGGCAAACACCGACCCAGCGCACAAUUACCCCGAAUGCUCCGGUACUGCUUUAAUCGCCGCCGCUGCUUACCGGCUAGUAUCCCUUCGCCCGACUAGCGCAAAGCGCCUGCCGCUUGAUGCCAUCAAUGCAGCCCGCGUGGCUAUCUUCACAAAAUACACCAACCCGAAAACGGGCGCAGUGGCCCCAGUCGUGGACCCUCUAAAUUGGAAUGCACCCAAGCCGUUCAACGGAGAAAAGCCAAUUGUUGGAUAUGUCAGUCCCGAAGGUCAAGCCUUUACGAUUUUACUGUUUGAAGCCUGGAAGGCGUAUGUCUCAACCCUCAACUGCAACGCCAAUUCUUCUGAUCAUCCCCACUGUCCAAGCGACACUUCAGCCUCAUAA